UAUAAAUCUUUGAUCCGAGCCGCGAAAUGGUUCUCUAUCUGUAUCUCUGUGCACAUUAUUUUUCUUGCAUGGUUUUUGAAAACCAAUUCCUUGAUCAAAUAUUCAAAAAAAAAAAAAAAAAAAAAAAUCUUGAUCGAUAGCAUCAAUGGGCUUGCCUAGAUUUGGGCGUCCGAAGGGGGUGGGAGGCUCACAGUUGAGCCCCAACCUUUACGUUGCCAACUGCGGCCCGGCGGUGGGAAUCUCUUACGAAACAAUUGCUCUGGUUUUCGGGGCGUUUGGGGAGGUCAGUGGAGUUCAUGCGGCUGAUGAGAGCGGCGCUCGUGUCGUUGUGUCUUUUGCUGAAGAGGGUAGUGCUCGGGCAGCCAUGGAAGCCUUGGAUGGCCGUCCAUGUCAGGACCUUGGAGGUCGUUCUUUGCACAUUCGUUAUUCAGUUCUUCGGCCACCCACUUCCCUGGGACCGGUGAAUGACUCUGUUUCAGUAUCUUUAAUGGCUUCGGAGCUGAACAUUCCUGGCCUUUACUUGCUGCAUGACUUUGUCAGUUGUAAAGAAGAGAAGGAUUUGCUUGCAGCGGUUGAUGAAAGGCCUUGGAAAAAUCUUUCAAAGAGAAGGGUUCAGCAUUAUGGAUAUGAGUUUUGUUAUGAAACAAGGAAUGUUGAUUCAAAACAGCACUUAGGUGAGCUUCCAUCAUUUGUUUCUCCUGUUCUUGAAAAAAUCUCAAUGUUCCCAAGUCUUGGUGAUGCUGCAAACAAAGUUUUGAACCAACUAACGGUUAAUGAAUAUCCACCUGGAGUGGGCUUGUCCCCACAUAUAGACACCCAUUCUGCUUUUGAGGGAUUAAUUUUCAGCCUUUCAUUAGCAGGGCCAUGCAUCAUGGAGUUCAGGAGAUAUGUAGAACGUGGUUGGCUUCCUAAAGCUUCCUCAAGUACUGAUAUGAAUAUCGAAAAUCCCGAAAGGAACUCAAAUUUCUUGAGAAGGGCAGUCUAUCUUCCCCCUCGGUCUAUGCUAUUAUUAUCUGGAGAGGCUCGCUAUGCAUGGCAUCACUACAUUCCACAUCAUAAGAUUGACAUGGUAAAGGACAGAAUGAUAAGAAGAGGUUCAAGGAGGGUGUCUUUCACGUUCCGAGAGAUCCUCGAACUAAUUCACUAGGCAACGCUUGCUGUGCACUCUUUCAGGUAAGAACAACUCCUUGCCAAUGUGACUUUCCCCAAUAUUGCGAUUCUCAGAGAUAAGAGAAAGGGUUUUGUAGUAAUGCAAUAUGCAUGCUUUUACUAUUUGGUGAAUGUAAAGCAUUAAGCAUGAGAUGGACUUCAUUUUUCCAAUUGUCAAGUAGAUGAUUCAGCCGUAGGAGGUCAAGGUACGGAACUAGCCAACCCAAUAAGAGGUAAAAGAAAAAUGGACAUAAGAGUAUGGAGCAUUUGACUUCAUAGGACUAAACAUCAGGGGCUUUAUAGAUGGCAAUUCAUUUUGGGAAUAGUUAGAGAUGGAAAGGAGAGUAUGGGCAUCAGAAUUUCUGGGGGGUCAUAGGUGGAUCCACCUUCUAUUUGUUUAUUUAUUUUUCAUAUUUUAUAUUAAAUUUUUAUUGAUUAUAACUCUGUCAUUUCGAAAUAUCACGCAAUGCAUAGCAUAGCAAAACCUUUUAGAUGCCUUGGUUUAAAAAUGGAGAGAAGAAACCAACCGUAAGUGUUGUAAUUUUUAAUAUAUGGUACAUAAUGCUAACGAAAAGCAGAGAACGGAAAUGGAUGUUUACUCAGUUUCUCUAUUGGAGUACUUGAAACUUUGCUCCAUGGAUUUGAGAUUGAGUUCGCAAGUGGCAACAUUUUCUCAUUGCUCUUUAAUAUCUAGUUUGUUGUCUUUCUGCAUUGCUGUGCUUAUAACUGCAAGUCCAGCCCGCACAAAGGCUUGCGGUCCUGCAAAUCUAGCCUGCCUAUAUUGGAGCCGGCCUGCUAGAGCCACCUCCUUUCUGGACGAGCCGGCUCAUGACCGUAGUCGGCCUACAAUCGUCAGUAGACCCUGCUGGACUUAGUCUGGAGGCCCGAAAGCGUAAAAGCCCAAAUUCCUAUCUGUGGCCCCAAUGGAGGCUUCCUUAAAUCACCAAAAGUAGUAAUAUAUUGUAUUCAAAAAAAUAAAAAAAUAAAAAAAUGAAAAAUAAAAAAACGGUACCUUUCUUUUUUC
Messenger RNA from Ziziphus jujuba (common jujube), 2173 nucleotides. RefSeq names its product alkylated DNA repair protein ALKBH8 homolog. Lineage: Eukaryota; Viridiplantae; Streptophyta; Magnoliopsida; Rosales; Rhamnaceae. Bases 146 to 1147 code for a protein of 333 amino acids. Gene Ontology annotation, biological process: oxidative demethylation. The record is from RefSeq and is a predicted model, not a curated record. Gene Ontology annotation, molecular function: demethylase activity; oxidoreductase activity; RNA binding. The transcript has 7 exons.